Messenger RNA from Anoplopoma fimbria (sablefish), 4566 nucleotides. RefSeq names its product cyclin J-like (gene ccnjl). The coding region runs from base 424 to 1695 and encodes 423 amino acids. Gene Ontology annotation, cellular component: cytoplasm; nucleus; cyclin-dependent protein kinase holoenzyme complex. Gene Ontology annotation, molecular function: cyclin-dependent protein serine/threonine kinase regulator activity. The record is from RefSeq and is a predicted model, not a curated record. Gene Ontology annotation, biological process: mitotic cell cycle phase transition; regulation of cyclin-dependent protein serine/threonine kinase activity. NCBI's taxonomy places the organism in Eukaryota, Metazoa, Chordata, Actinopteri, Perciformes, Anoplopomatidae. The transcript is spliced from 6 exons.
CUCCCAGGCCGGAGGAAGGGCCCUUCACGUAGAUCCGCACAAGCCUCGCACCGCAACAGCAGCAGCUGGUGCAGCCGAGGACGAGCACGAGCGCUACUUUGUUACAGAGAAGCUACCGGGGAGGAAACGGCGCAGCGGAGACCUCUCGGAUAAAAAAAAAAAAAAAAAAAAAAAAGCGCACACAGUCGGGGGACUCGAGACGAGCCUGUUGCCGGGAUUUGACGGCGGCAGCUAUUUGAUGAACUUAUCAGGGGAUUCGAACAUUGUGGUUUUUUUUGGUCGAGGAAAAAAAAGGAGGUGUUUUUUCUCAAAGUUGAGCCGAAGAGGAGUUCUCUGGUUCAGGAUGUCGGACUGAGACAAAGGGGUCUGGGGGGCAUUCCCGUCGGAGCGCAGGUAAAACUUGAUUCUUGAAGUGUCCUCUGGAUGGGAAAGAUGGAGAGGGAGCUGCAAUGGUGGAAAGGACAGCUAGCUGCCGACAUCCAUCAGUCGCUCCGCAUCAAGGAGCUGAAGCUACCGGUCUACCGAGCCCACUCUCCACAGAUUGGCAUGCGGCGCUACUUUGCUGACUUGUUGGCCAUCCUGAGCAAUCGCUACCAGCUGUGUCCUACAGCGCGUCACCUCGCCGUCUACCUGCUGGACUUGUUCAUGGACCACUACGAUGUGGCCGUCAAGCAGCUCUAUGUCAUCGCCCUCUCGUGUCUGCUCCUAGCCAGUAAAUUUGAGGAAAAGGAGGACCGGGUCCCCAAACUGGAGCAGCUGAACUCUCUGGGCUUUAUGUGCAGCCUGAACCUGGUUCUCAACAAGAAGGAUCUGAUCAAAAUGGAGCUUCUGCUGCUCGAGACAUUUGGCUGGAAUCUGUGCAUGCCCACACCAGCCCACUUUAUUGACUACUACCUCCAUGCCUCGGUGCAGGAGGGCGACCUAUACAACGGCUGGCCCCUCUCUUCGCUCUCAAAGACCAAGGCUUUCAUGGACAAAUACACUCACUACUUUCUGGAGGUCUCACUGCAAGACCACGCCUUCUUGAGCUUCCGACCGUCCCAGGUUGCUGCUGCGUGUGUGGCAGCGUCUCGUAUUUGCCUUCAGAUUUCCCCUAGCUGGACGACCGCUCUGCAUCUGCUUACGGGCUACACGUGGGACCACCUGACCCAGUGCAUUGAGCUCAUGCUGCUUGCUCAUGACAAUGACGUUAAGGAGGCCAACAAGACCAAAUCCACUCCUCCUCACCGGCCCUCCUCUCUGCAGCACCAGCCCCAGACCUCUCACCUCUCUCCCAUGUCAGCCAUCCAGAGACCAGCCUCCUCUUCCUCCUCCACAUCCUCCACACCACAGCUGCUCUUUCAGCCGGACGGCUUCCCACACCUUUCCCAGCAUUCCCCGUCCCUGUCCCAGCUACAGGCGCUAGCUGACUCCCAGGCUUUGGGGCCUGUGGUGAACAUGUCUCAGGACUUCCUUCAGAGCCACAGGAUGGGUCUCCUCACUGGCGCUGCUUCCAUGACACCCGUGGGUGGGUUCCCCUCCUACCCAAGCUUGACCUCGGGUCUCCAGCCGGGGCCUCGCGCGCUGCCGCUCCAGGGCCCCAUUUCUGUGCAGAUGGCCCUCGCUGGAGAGCCGCGCCACUGUCUGAGCAUGGCCUACAGCGGGGGCUACCUGGGGGGUCAUCACACGUUCACAGCGGGCUGCUUUGACAGGUGACGCCAGGAGACGGAGAGGGAACACGAACCCCUGCGGGAGUGCACUGCUAUGCUUCCGACUCAAUUCCCUACCCCGAACUAUCCCUUUACAGACCUCCUCUCUCUCUCCGUCAGCUCCGCGACACCUCCAGCUCGUCCAGCUCCCCCGUCCCUCACACAGAGACGCCUCAAACGCAAGCAGAGGUCCAAAGGAAAGACAGACCCGGUGGAAGUCAUCACACUGACGUGACAAAUGUUUCACCACCUUGAAAUACUGCAGCAAUGCAGAAACGUUAUUGCCGUAUUCUGAACUGGUUUUAUAGAUCUGUGUUAUUAUGAGACUGUCAUCACUGUGAAUGAGAUGAAAGCAGCAGCAGCAGUGUGAUCAUACACCCACCUCAUUCAGUGCCUGUUCUCAGUCGUGUGAUAGCUGAGCCAAUUUUAGAAGUGCACAGAAUGCAAAGUAUCUGUGAUUUAGGAUAUCUUGCUGCUUGACAUGAUCUUUUUAUUUUAUUUUUUACUUUCUAAUCCCAAAAAUUUAACCCAUUUUAGAGAGAAAAAAAAUUGGCUGGUGUUUUUUCUUGAGCCACCAUUUAAGAGAGGAAGAAGAAUAAAUGGAGGCUUGUCGCUGACUCUCGUCUGUGUCAGUGAACAUUGAUCUAACUCCUGUAGCGUCGGUUGGAGCUGAACGGUCGCUUUGGGAAUUCCUCAUCACAUAAGCCCUCAGAAGGGACGAAGAAUUUAUUACUUCAAGCACAGCAGGUAAAGUCCGCAGCUGUUUUUUUUGUUUUUUGUUUUUUUUCUGGGUUUUUUUUCUUUCCUCUUCCGUCUGCCCUCAUCAUCUCUUCCAUCUCCAAAGUCGAGCCUUGUGGCUGAGCCGUCUCACACUCGGGUGAAAAUGUGUCUCUCGGGCAGCUGCAGGCUUUGUCAUACUAAAGUUUUAAUUUCAGUGUCUCCGGCACCACUCAAAGAAUUUAACACAAACUGGACCAGCAUGGUGAAGGAGACGUGGAUGUUGUUAGUGUAUUGUACAUAUGAAUUGCUGCUGCCUUCUUAUGAACUGUUGGUUCUGUGUCUGUGUUAAGGACUCCAAUGUUUACAUGAACCACUAAGUAUCAGGGACUUGAACAAGAUUACUUGAAUAUGAUGCCAUUGAAACAUGCCAUAGCUUUUUAUUUAUGAUGACUCAUUUAUUUUUUUCCUAUUUCACUUUUGUUUUGAUAUAGUGUAGCUUUUUAUACCAACCUAGAAACACACCAUUGAUUAAUUAUAGUUUUCUUUUUACCUGUCUAUAGAAACUGUUUAUUCAGGCUCAGGUUUCAAGGCUGAAACGAGCAGCCUUCCCAUUAUUCUGUGCUAUUAUGCUUUAAAGUGGAUGCGUUUGCAGCAUCUGUGGGGGCUGGAAUAUUCCCCUUCCUCAUCACUGGACUAUACUCUGCUGACAAGUCAGUAACUGAAUGCAUGAAGCCGUCUGUUAGUAUCGCAGUGGAACAACCUCGUGGUCACUGCAUUCACACAUCUGUGUGCAGUCCACGGUAAUUGCUUCCCAGAUUUCUAAAGCUGCAAUCCCCGAUCUUCCACUUCCUGUUAACAUAUAAACACAUCCAGAUUCCCAGUGUCGGUCACAAGGACUGCCCACUGGUUACCAUGGUGAUACCUUGAAUGACCGUGGACCACACGUACUGGGAUGUUUUUGUGUGAAUUAGGGAUGAAAUGAGUGACUUUAAUAACUGAUUAAUCCAUCAAUUAUUUUCCUGAUUAAUUGUUUUGUCUGAAAAUGAGAAAAUGGUCUAAAAUGCCAGUUCUAUUUCCCAAAGCUCAAUGUGAUAUAUUCACAAGGAUUGUUUUAUUCCAUCAGCGGUCCAAAACCCCCCAAAAACGUAUGACGAAGGAAAGUGUGACAUUCUCAUAUUUGAGAAACUGGAACCAGAGAAUUUGGGGCAUUUUUGACCAAAUUGAUUUAUUUUCUUUCGAUGGUCUAAUCAAAUAGUACAAUAAUCCUUACAGCUCUGCUGUGGACCCAAAAUUCUGGAAUGAUGUUGACAGAUUUCUCCGGACACUGUACAUCGUACCAUGUCAUGCCUUGUCCUAAGCAGUUGUGAAGCUUAAAUUCAUAGUAAGACGUGCUUUUCUCAGAUAACACUACAUGAAGCCUUCUUUAACACUCAGACCAAUUCAAACCUUUUCCAGCUAAACAUCCGUUUGUUUUCCCUCCACUGAAAAGGACAUGAUGAUGUGCUUUCCUUCCAGUGAUUUGAUCUAAGAUACUAUGCCUUUGUUUUAACUUUUUGUGUACAGUUUUGUUAUAUUUUUUACAUUCCUUUUCAGUGUAUUUUAGUUAAAAGCAUUUUGUGAUUUUCCUGAUGAAUUCCGUUGGUGUGAACUAGAUUUUUGUUUAUAGAGUUCAACUUGCUCUUUUCCUCAUAAUUCAUGAGCAACUUCUCACUGAGGUGUCAAAGGUGCAAUAUGUUGUUUUUUCCUGUUUAAACUGACCACAGCCAUCACUGUCUCGUGUACACCACUGGUUCAUCUUUUGUAACUUAUUUUUGAUAAUUGUGUGAUUUGACUUGCUGGAGCUUGAUCUCCUCUAGAGGGCAGUGGGCUCUGAACACAAUUAAUAUGUUGCAUAUUGCAGCCACCUUCUUUGAGUGAUAGAUAUUACUGAAUGCUUUUGUCUUUUAGCUUGAGAAGAUGCAUUUUUCCCUCCAGUGAAAGGUGCUGAUGUCACUCGCACCAAAACAACACUUCUCUAAUGUGAUAGUAAUGAAACUCACAAACUUCCAAUCUAUAUUUUUGUAUUAUUUUGUAACAAUUUGUAGGUUUGGUUUAUGUGACACCGAAUAAUGGAAGGAAUUAUUUUAUCAUAAUGUGCCACGGAAAAAUAAACACACAA